GUGUUUCAGGUGUAUGAAUCAGGAUCAUUAGUAGGGGUUCAUCCUGAGACCACUCAGUAAGCAUUCCUGAGAGCAUCAGAGGAGAAGGCAGCUGUGCUGACGAUGGCUGCGGAGUUGGACUUCUCCCCACCCGAGAUCCCUGAGCCCACGUUCAUGGAGAACGUGCUGCGCUACGGACUCUUCUUUGGAGCCAUCUUCCAGCUGAUCUGUGUGCUUGCCAUCAUCCUGCCUGUCUCCAAGUCCCCAAAGGCAGACUCAGACAGCUUUGAGCCUAAGAAUUCAGAGACAGCGAAGAAACCGAAGGCAACUGCUCCACAGACAAGCAAAAAGCCCAAGAAGGAGACCAAAAAGAAACGAUAAAGACGUGAGCAAUGCGCCUCAAAGACAAAAUAAUCACCUACAAUCAUGCUUCCUUGGAGAUGACAUCAAAGGCAACUGACUAUCUAGAUGGUUUUCUGGCAUUGUCAUGCUUUACCUUUCGUGGACAAAGGACAAGGAACUUGUCAGAGUGGAAGGGGUGAGGUUCUGCCAUGGGUUUCUUAUAAGCAAAGAGGACUUUGCAUGUCCAGGACAUCCACUGACAUCAUUAAUGUGUUGGUCACCACUGAAGUGGCUUCCAUCAUCUCUUGAUGGGUGUAGAGGGCUUUUGUCCUGGCCCCUCCACACUGGCUAGGAUGUGUAGUGAAGUCCCAGGGGAAGGUGGAGCAUGGGUUUGCUGCUUUGGAUUCUGGUUUGUGUUGUAUUUUUUGAAGGCAGAGGGAUCAAAUGGAUCAAGGAGACCACACUACACAGCUUUGUAUUCAUCUCUGUUGUCAUCUACUCUGAAAUACAUAGCUGCAUUUUAUGGCUUCAUAAUCAUGUCUUUGUCAUGUUCUUUAGUUCUGUAGGUAAUAACUCAGCAGCUCCCAGACUGCUCUAGAUGAAAGUUUCCAUUUCCCCAGCGUCACUACCUCUUCCUUAUUCCCCACCCAUGCACUUUCCCUUUCUGUUCCCAUCCUUGAGAGCAGGAUUUCAGGGAGCAAUUUGAUUCUGGAAGGUGUAGACUUCAUUGCCAGUGCUAAUGGGGGUUCUUGGAAGCUUGGGAAGACCUUGUACUGCCUGUUGGAUGAAAGCUGCUCUGAGGCAGGAGUCUGAGAGAGCUGCACUGGUCAUGUACCAGACAGCACUGCCUGUCCUGUCCAUGCACCCCCCUGUCAGCCAGCCAAGCCCAGCCAUGUGCUCCAUUUCAACACAGCUGGGUGGCUGCAUUUGCAAACUCCCUCCCAGCCUGACCUGCUACAGUCUGCUGUGUCUCCUCUUCCUGGAGUUAAAUAUGAUCCCAGCCUGAGGGAUGUGGCUUUUUGAGAUCCAAGGGGUGGCAGGCUGGCUGUGUAGCAUGAGUGUGUGGCAAGAGACAAAGACACUGGCUCUCCAAGCCCAGGGACAAGCUAGUAUUAGAUUUAAAUAUGGCUAGACAGGACUGGGAAGAGAUAGGUGGUGACAUAGCCACAGAGAGCUCGAGCUUCCUGAUGCCAGCUCACAUCUUGGUUUGUUUGAUCAGGAGUGAGUCAGUGGGAGGAGAACCUGCUCUUGGAGGCGCACCCAGGGUUCAGAGCAGCUUUGAAGGAUGGGGUUCUCUCUGGCAGGGCUGCAAGUCUCCCAUCCUUUUUGCAUGUAUAGACUCCUGCACUCAAUUCACAAGUGCCUCCCAAGCCCAGAUGCUGCAGAUGUGUUGUGCUGUGUGUUCUCUGACAGGAGGUGAGCAGCACAUUGGUGAACCAUUGAUACUGAGGACAGCCACAUUAUCUGCUUGCUCCUGCUUCUGGUGGCUGAGACAGAUGGAUGCUGGUACUGGUUUGAUUCUAACCUCUCACUGCUUCCCUGCUCCAGGCUGAUUGCUUCUCUUAACCAGAAUGAUGACACCAAGUUGUGCAGCUUAAAACCCACCUCGAAGUUCUGCUUCAAAUUCAGCAUUUCCUUUUUCUUUUUCACUGAGCUACACAAAGGCAGUACAAGGAGGACAGAACAAAGCAUGGGAGACACAAGCAAUCUAAAGUAGCUUUGAGUUCUCAGUACAAAGAAACAUUGGAAACAUUUCCCACGUGAAUAACAAAGAGCAACUCUGUGCUGUGUUUCCAUGACAGAGCUGUGUCCCUGUUUGUGAUCUGCAGGGGAAAGCAAAGCCUUGCCUCUGCCCUGGCUAGGUGCUGCAGAUCACUGCUGCCAUUUUCAUGUGAGGAUGGUGGUGGCUGUGUCUGACAACUCUGGCCUUCUGCAGGUUGCCUAAAGGGUGGGUUUAAUGCUUUAAUGGAAUUGAGAGAUUAGCACACAAAUUACCCAGAAUACAGAAGCCUUUCUCCAGCCAAGAGCCAGCUGGUGAUGAGCAGUGUGUGGCUGUUACCUGAAACAGUAAGCUGCUACAUCAAUGUCUGCAUCUGGCUGUUUGCAGGCUGGCAUUGCUAAGCAGAAAUCAUGGAUAUUGGGCUUUGGUUUUGUUGAAGGGAAGAGGGAUUAAGAUAAAUUUCCCAGGCUUUAGGCCUAUUUGCUCUUGUUAGCUGAACUCACAGUAUGGUCUUAGAGGCUGCCAUUAUCUCAUGUGUUUUAAUUGCUUUUGAAAUGUGUCAUAAAUACA
Molecule: messenger RNA, 2611 nt
Organism: Dryobates pubescens (Downy woodpecker)
Lineage: Eukaryota; Metazoa; Chordata; Aves; Piciformes; Picidae
Gene: MANBAL
Product: mannosidase beta like
Exons: 3
Coding region: 103-360 (85 amino acids)
Cellular component (GO): membrane
Source: RefSeq, a predicted model, not a curated record